Molecule: messenger RNA, 826 nt
Organism: Cuscuta campestris
Lineage: Eukaryota; Viridiplantae; Streptophyta; Magnoliopsida; Solanales; Convolvulaceae
Source: the annotation of a GenBank genome assembly
UACGUCCCACACAUCUCAACAAAUGGGAUGUUUUAUUCUUAGCUUUGGAGUGUAGUUGUAGGGCUUAUUUGGUGGUUAAAAUGGAGGGUGUGUAUGCUGUUUGGGUAGGGAACAAAGGGGGUCCAUGUGUUGGGGUUUAUUAUGGGGAUGAUAUGUGUUGUUUUGGCUCUUGUGUUUCGGCCAGAAUUGAAGGGAAAAGGAUGAAAUAUUUGUGGGUCAUUUUGAACCGGGCAGAGCAUGGCACAAGAAAGUACAAAACUGUCGAAGCACGGUGGACUGGUGGAGGGAGUCGACAACACAGAUAAGACAGUCGACUGCAUUAAGGCUCUGAAGUGUACUCAAUCACUGGAUGGAAUAACGGUCCAUCCGAUGGAUCAUGAAAGCUCCACUAUGGAAGGGCUUCUGGGAGCACAGAUUUUGUCAGACCGAUUCAUGGUCCAACCACUGGACCGCGGGAUGGGUGUGGUUGUAGGGUCUCCAAUGAAAGGCAAACCAAGGGGAAUGGAUAUCAUUCUUUUGGGCUGAUUUGGGGGGGAUGUGUUCAGCCAACUAGGGGGGACAAAGGGAAAGGAUAAUGUGUGGUACUUUGGCUGCAUAUAUGAGGAUUUAUUUGGUGGUUAAAGGGUUAAGAAAGUACCAUGUUUCUCCUGGAAUUUUAUGGUUGUUUAGUGGGUUGUACUAGGGAACAUAGUAGGGACCAUGUUGGGUGGAUGUUGGAAGAUGAAUGGGGCUGUUUUGGUUUCCUAUUGUGACCAGAGAUUAAAAUAGAUAGAAGAGACUUUAUUUUGGAUAUCAAAAGGAAAUGAAAUAUAUUUGGAUGUUUAGG